GCUGGUUUUUCUUUUCCCCCUAGGUGAGGCAGGCAACCAAUCAGAUUGUGAUGAAUUGUGCUGAUAUUGACAUUAUUACAGCUUCAUAUGCACCAGAGGGAGAUGAAGAAAUACAUGCUACAGGAUUUAACUAUCAGAAUGAAGAUGAAAAAGUCACCUUGUCUUUUCCUAGUACUCUCCAAACAGGUACAGGAACCUUAAAAAUAGAUUUUGUUGGAGAGCUAAAUGACAAAAUGAAAGGUUUCUACAGAAGUAAAUAUACUACCCCUUCUGGAGAGGUGCGCUAUGCUGCUGUCACACAGUUUGAGGCUACUGAUGCCCGGAGGGCUUUUCCUUGCUGGGAUGAGCCUGCCAUCAAAGCAACUUUUGAUAUCUCAUUGGUUGUUCCUAAAGACAGAGUAGCUUUAUCAAACAUGAAUGUAAUUGAUCGGAAACCAUACCCUGAUGAUGAAAAUGUAGUGGAAGUGAAGUUUGCCCGCACACCUGUCAUGUCUACAUAUCUGGUGGCAUUUGUUGUGGGUGAAUAUGACUUUGUAGAAACAAGGUCAAAAGAUGGUGUGUGUGUCCGUGUUUACACCCCUGUUGGCAAAGCAGAGCAAGGAAAAUUUGCGUUAGAGGUUGCUGCUAAAACCCUGCCUUUUUAUAAGGACUACUUCAAUGUUCCUUAUCCUCUACCUAAAAUUGAUCUCAUUGCUAUUGCAGACUUUGCAGCUGGUGCCAUGGAGAACUGGGGCCUUGUUACUUAUAGGGAGACUGCAUUGCUUAUUGAUCCAAAAAAUUCCUGUUCUUCAUCACGCCAGUGGGUUGCUCUGGUUGUGGGACAUGAACUCGCCCAUCAAUGGUUUGGAAAUCUUGUUACUAUGGAGUGGUGGACUCAUCUUUGGUUAAAUGAAGGCUUUGCAUCAUGGAUUGAAUAUUUGUGUGUAGACCACUGCUUCCCAGAGUAUGAUAUCUGGACUCAGUUUGUAUCUGCUGAUUACACUCGUGCCCAGGAACUUGAUGCUUUAGAUAACAGCCAUCCUAUUGAAGUCAGUGUGGGCCAUCCUGCUGAAGUUGAUGAGAUAUUUGACGCUAUAUCAUAUAGCAAAGGUGCAUCUGUCAUCCGAAUGCUCCAUGACUACAUUGGGGAUAAGGACUUUAAGAAAGGAAUGAACAUGUAUUUAACCAAGUUCCAACAAAAGAAUGCUGCCACAGAGGAUCUCUGGGAAAGUUUAGAAAAUGCCAGUGGUAAACCUAUAGCAGCGGUGAUGAAUACCUGGACCAAACAAAUGGGAUUCCCCCUCAUUUAUGUGGAAGCAGAACAGGUAGAAGAUGACAGAUUAUUGAGGUUGUCCCAGAGGAAGUUCUGUGCCAGUGGACCAUAUGUUGGAGAAGACUGUCCCCAGUGGAUGGUUCCUAUCACAAUCUCUACUAGCGAAGAUCCCAACCAUGCCAAACUGAAAAUUCUGAUGGACAAGCCAGAGAUGAAUGUGGUUUUGAAAAAUGUCAAACCAGACCAGUGGGUAAAGUUAAACCUGGGAACAGUUGGAUUUUAUCGGACACAGUACAGCUCAGCGAUGCUGGAAAGUUUAUUACCAGGCAUUCGUGACCUCUCUCUGCCCCCUGUGGAUCGACUUGGAUUACAGAAUGACCUCUUCUCCUUGGCUCGAGCUGGAAUCAUUAGCACUGUAGAGGUUCUAAAAGUCAUGGAGGCUUUUGUGAAUGAGCCCAAUUAUACUGUAUGGAGCGACCUGAGCUGUAACCUGGGGAUUCUCUCAACUCUCUUGUCCCACACAGACUUCUAUGAGGAAAUCCAGGAGUUUGUGAAAGAUGUCUUUUCACCUAUAGGGGAGAGACUGGGCUGGGACCCCAAACCUGGAGAAGGUCAUCUAGAUGCACUCCUGAGGGGCUUGGUUCUGGGCAAACUAGGAAAAGCAGGACAUAAGGCAACGUUAGAAGAAGCCCGUCGUCGGUUUAAGGACCAUGUAGAAGGGAAGCAGAUUCUCUCCGCUGAUCUAAGGAGUCCUGUCUAUCUGACUGUUUUGAAGCAUGGUGAUGGCACUACCUUAGACAUUAUGCUAAAACUUCACAAACAAGCAGAUAUGCAGGAAGAGAAAAACCGAAUUGAAAGGGUCCUUGGGGCUACUCUUUCACCUGAAUUGAUUCAAAAAGUCCUCACGUUUGCACUUUCAGAAGAGGUACGUCCACAGGACACUGUAUCAGUAAUUGGUGGAGUGGCUGGAGGCAGCAAGCAUGGAAGGAAGGCUGCUUGGAAGUUUAUAAAAGACAACUGGGAAGAACUUUAUAAUCGAUACCAGGGAGGAUUCUUAAUAUCCAGACUAAUAAAGCUAUCAGUUGAGGGAUUUGCAAUUGAUAAAAUGGCUGGAGAGGUUAAGGCUUUCUUCGAGAGUCAUCCGGCUCCUUCAGCUGAGCGCACCAUCCAGCAGUGUUGUGAAAAUAUCCUGCUGAAUGCUGCUUGGCUAAAGCGAGAUGCUGAGAGCAUUCACCAGUACCUCCUUCAGCGAAAAGCCUCACCACCUACAGCGUGAGCCCUGAGCACACCCCUGCUGUGGUCCUGCUGCUUGGCUGCUGGGGGGAUAAGGUGGGGCUACCGAACAGCUGAUUCACAUGCCAAGAAUUUGGAGUCUUCUUUCAAACCAGUGGGGUUGGACAAUGAAUGUAGUUAACUGGUUCCUGCUCACACUCCAGAAUUAAAUUCUAUUGAAAAAGGAAAAUCAGCAAUUCAGCAAAAAAAUAAAAAUAAAAAUAAAAAAUAAAAAGUAAAAAUGUAAAUAUGAUAGUAAUAAAAUAGAGCAUAACGAAACUGUGAAACUUCCUGAAGCCUUGUCAGUGGUUAAAAGUAUUUAACACUCUCCUGUUAAUGACAGAUGUUCUGUUUUUAUAACCUACCAAAAGGAAACUAGAGGCUUCUGGGUGAAGAACAUUUUUUGUGAAGUAGGUUCUGCAAGCAGCCUACAAGCCAAGGGUAGUGUCCAUUGCUGGGAAUGGUUAAACGUGAAAGGCUGAUAGCUGGUAUAACAUAGAGUCUGUGCAUAAUUCCAAGUGUUUUUUGGUUUUGUUGGGUUUGUUGGGUUUUUGGUUUUUGGGGUUUUUUGGUUUUUUUGUUUUUGUUUUUGUUUUUUUGUUUUUGUUUUUUUGUUUUUGGCAUGGGGACUGAUCGGGAAGAUAUAUUUUCCGCAUAACUCAAUCUGAACCAAGGAUUAUAAUUUUCCUCCAUGCCUUCCCUUCUGUGUGACCACCCGGCCAAAAGGGAAAAAAAAAAAAAAAA
Leptonychotes weddellii (Weddell seal) is the source of this 3268-nucleotide messenger RNA. Lineage: Eukaryota; Metazoa; Chordata; Mammalia; Carnivora; Phocidae. The record is from RefSeq and is a predicted model, not a curated record.